Molecule: messenger RNA, 1334 nt
Organism: Gryllus bimaculatus (two-spotted cricket)
Lineage: Eukaryota; Metazoa; Arthropoda; Insecta; Orthoptera; Gryllidae
Source: the annotation of a GenBank genome assembly
AAAGGCAAAAGCAAGCGAACCAGAGAGUAGCGAAUGGUAGCAAUCUGAAACACUGUUGAUGAUGUAUAGUAACGAAGCGCAGCGGGCAUGAAGCGAACCGAAAGUGAUUGAAAACCGAACUCCAUAAACCACUGAUGUGAAUCGACACAAGUGAAAUCUGGAGAACUGGCAAGAACAGGUUGAAAGCUGAGGUCUUUGACGUUUGUAAAGCUAUUGAAAUCCAAUUAUGUCAUUAGAGACCAUACCCAAAGAUCUCAGAGGUUUACGAGCAUGCCUUGUAUGCUCUCUUAUUAAGACAUUUGACCAGUUUGAAUUCGAUGGUUGUGACAACUGUGAUGAAUUCUUACGAAUGAAAAAUAACCGAGACAAUGUUUAUGAUUGCACAAGCGCUAACUUUGAUGGAAUGAUUUCUGCAAUGAGUCCUGAAGAUAGCUGGGUGUGUAAAUGGCAAAGGAUAAAUCGCUUCACCAAAGGAGUGUAUGCUAUAUCUGUCUCGGGCCGUUUACCAACAAAUGUUGUUCGUGAAAUGAAGAGUAGAGGAAUCACAUACCGACCUCGUGACACCAGCCAACGAUGAAGGUGGAUUUGUGUGAACCAAAAACCAUAAAUGUAUGUGUAAAUAAUAAAGGUGAUUUUGCAGUUUUAAAUUCCAUUUGUUUUAUCAUCUAUUUUUAGCCUUAAAGUACUGAAGAAAACUAAUGAGGUGGAUCAUCUUGGUUUGGAAACAAAUUUUAUAUUUUGAGCUAAAGAAAUUGUUGCUGUAGGAACUCUCUCAAGCUGUCGCAUUCUAUAGCCUAAACUAGUUAAAAGAGUUACUAUUCAAAAUUAGAAAUUAAAUAGUGAAUCUGCAUACCUCCUCAACUUCCUUAAAAUAUAAACAUUUUUAUGUCAUAAAAUUUGACCUAAUUUUGAACCUGUUGAACAAAUUUCCAAAACUCGUGCCUGAAUAUGAAAGAAAAUAUGAUAGCAGAACAAAAGUGUAACAUAAAAUUGAAUUCUUAAUCUUAUUCUCAAUACCAAACAACAAAUUUCAACAAUUGAAUUUUUCCACACUCCUGGAAACUUGGAUUAAAAAAAUUUCAUUUUAAAAACCCACUAUUGGGAAUUUAUUUUCUGAAAUAUUAUUGUAUCCCUUAUAAUAUGCAAUACGCUAAUGAAAAUGUAUUCAAAAAUGCGUAAUAUGAAUUUGCAUGCCUGUUUGAAAAACAAGAGCAACUUAAUUCCCUGUAAUAGAUAUCUGAUCAAUAUAUAUCACACUGAUGAAUUUUGUGUGUUAAUAAUGUUCUUUUGAAAAACCACUAAUUAUCCUAAACUCAAUCAGUAUUUACAUCACA